Molecule: messenger RNA, 1404 nt
Organism: Candoia aspera
Lineage: Eukaryota; Metazoa; Chordata; Lepidosauria; Squamata; Candoiidae
Gene: PDZD9
Product: PDZ domain containing 9
Exons: 5
Coding region: 39-1169 (376 amino acids)
Molecular function (GO): protein binding
Source: RefSeq, a predicted model, not a curated record
UCCUAAAAAGCACUUUGCUAAGAUUUGGUUUGAGCAAAAUGCUAAAGUGUAGAGGCAUGUCCUUUGGAUUAUUAUACAGACUGCUAUAUACUUUGGCCAGGCUAUACAAGCUUUGUCACUUACUAAAAUUCUCAUUCUCUACAGAUGAAGGAAGCCUGUAUAGUGACUCAGAAGAUUAUGAGAGUGACUGGGAUUCAGAUGAGUCUUCAGACAUGGAGGAUUCUGAGCAUACUUUGAGCACAACAAUCAAGACAAAUAUUCAGAUGGACAAGGAUGGUCUAGGUUUCAUACUUAUUCAGAAUGGUCCUUAUCUCCAGAUUUCUGGUCUGGUAGAGAAAGGUGCUGCUGCCAGAGAUGGCAAACUUCAAGGAGGUGAUAUCCUACUCAAAAUUGGACAUGCUAACGUCUUAGGGUGGACCCUGCGAGAACUAAGGCAGCUUCUGCACACUGUUCCCAUAGGGACAGUUCUGCAAAUCCAGGUUUAUAGGGAUUUUAUUAAAAUUCCAGGGCGAUGGGAAGCUGCUCUCAAGAACAUUCCUGAAUUAAAAGGACCUGCAAUAGACUGGCAUCUUUUCCCCUUGUCUUUCAAGGACAUUCGCACAUACCAUUAUGGUGGGCAGUUUAGCACAGCAAGUUACACCAGUGAAGAAAAUUGGACAAGCAGUGAAGACUCGGAUAACGAGAGCGAAGGUAAGAUUGAAAACACUGGAGACACUGGAGACACUGGAGAUACUGAUGGCACAGAUGGCACAGAAGACAGCGAAGGCACCACAGGUACAGAAGGUACCCGAGGCACUGGUGGCAGCACUGAGGAGAGCUACCAGGAAGACGUUCGUGUUAGAGCUCUCUCUGUGGGCGGCGUCCUGAAUGUGAAGGCUGUGCACUCCCUUUCCUUUGACCCUUCCAUCCAGCCCAAGUGGAUCUCUAAGGACUGGCACAUUUUUGAAAGGAAAACCUACACGUUUACUGUGGGCUCUGACAUUGGUUGCGACAUUAUGAUCCACAAAGACUUUGAAGCUGAAAGCGAUGCGGACGUUUCAACUUUACGUUUAUCCUCCUCCUCUCCUUACUGGACCAUGCCCAAACAUAAAGUCGUGCCCUCGGCAUCGUCUUCUUCCUCCGUGUCGGAUGCAUUUUGGCUCGAGAGCGUUUCUUACGAGUUCGAGUAGAGAGGCCACCGAGUCCACCUUUGCCCUGGCUAAGGCCGGGGGCUCCGGAUUGGACCCACUGGCUGGAUUUUCAUUUGCGCUCCUUAUCCUUGUACUGAAAAUUUGCUUUCAUCUGCUUGGCGGAACGAAAAUCUGGUUUUUGAAACAAGGAACGCUCUCUGUGGGGGAACCGCCUUAGAAGGGAAGAAGAAAACUACAAUCAAUUUCCUUACAGACCGAUUCUAGAAGCCAGCCU